Molecule: messenger RNA, 2445 nt
Organism: Cladocopium goreaui
Lineage: Eukaryota; Dinophyceae; Suessiales; Symbiodiniaceae
Source: the annotation of a GenBank genome assembly
AUGGCUGAGGAGGCGGCAGCCUCCCUAGAGAAGCCACUUGAGGAGGCCAAUCCAGAGGAGGCGGUGGAGGCUUUGCAAGUUGCAGAGGAGGUUGUAGCAGAUCCAAACAGUCAAAAGCCAGAAAUCAAGGAUGACAGAUUAAUCAAGGUGAAGGGUUUGGACAAGCAACAGCUGUGCAUCGAUUUGCUGAUGGUUGGCUGUGUCCAGUCCUACGUGGACUUUUUUUACAUCACACAUCGGAAAGCUGCUCCCAAAGAGGGCGCUCCUGCUUCAGAAGAUGAGGUGAAAGAUGUUGUCAUACCAGAGGAGACAUUAAUUUUUCUAAAGGAGACUCUGGAACAAGCAGAGUCUGCCCGGCGGCUUCGGAGCUACCUGCAGUGCUAUGAAAGCUACAACUCUUUGGCCGAAUUCUUUGAGAAGGUGCCGGACCUGAAGAGCGCCAUGUAUUUCUAUCAAAGAUGCGCAGAUGUGGCGGCAGAGGUGGAUGCAUGGGAGAGCAUCGCCAAGGCCAACCUCAAUCUCGGAAGCUGCGAGGAACAGGGAGGAAACUGGCAAAGCGCUAUGCAAUACCACGAGAAGGCCUUGGAGAUCGCCACCUCAGCAGACUCUUUGCCUUUACAGAUCAAAGCAGCCAGUCGCCUCACGACAGUCUGCCAAGUCCUGGCAGAGCAGUGUGAGAAGGACGGUCAUGAUGCGGAAGCUGUGCAGCUCUAUGAACGGUGCUUAAGCAGCGCCCAGCUUUCGAAGGACGCUGCACUGGAAGGCUCUGCAUGUCAUAAGCUGGGCUUGUCAAAGCACAAGACCGGGAACUAUGAGCAAGCAGUUGAGCUACAAAAGCAGUACCUCGAUAUAUGCAGGAUCCAGGAUGAUCGGGUUGGAGAAAGUGCAGCUCGAGCUGCGUUGGCGCAGGCCUAUGAGGCCACAGGCGACACUCAAGAAGCCAUCAAGCAGCUGGAGAACUUGCUCAGUGUGGCCAGCGAAGCCGGAGAACUCAAGGCCCAAGCUGGUGCAUGCUUAAACUUGGGCAUCCUCUACAACAGCCGCGGCAAUCACGAGAAGUCUGUGGAGCUGUUGGAGCAGCAUUUCGACCUAGCCAGGCAGGAAAUGCACAGCUGCAAGUUCUGGCGCCAAAGGCGCUGGCGAGAGAGCACAACUGCCACCUUUGGGGCACCAUACUAUGGCGAGAGAGUUGUGGGACAGCUGAUUUUUGCUGAAUCCAACGGGAAGGAGUAUUGUGAACAUGGCGACUACACUUUUCCAAAGAUUCAGACCUUGCCCGCCACGCUCGAAGGGCCCAAGGAAGCGGUCAAAGUGCUGCUUGUCCGAAGAGGCCGCUGUACCUUUGUGACCAAGGUUCGCAUAGCCCAAGACAAAGGAGCCAACGCUGUCAUUGUAGUUGAUCGGAAGACGUCUUCUUUAACAUCAGAAGACAUUCAGAAGACUGUGAUGGCAAAUGAUGGUUGGGGAGAUUCCAUCAAGAUUCCUUCAAUAUUGGUCAGCAGGUUUGAUGGCGAAAAGCUGAUAGAAUCAAGCCGACAGCAGACUGUAAUGGUUGAACUUGCUUGGGACAUCCCUCGUGGAGAGGUUGUGACCAUGGACUUUUGGAUGAGCUCUGGGUCCAGGGAAGCAGCGAGAUUUCUGGAGAAGUUCAAGGCACACGCUGUUGCUUUGAGGCAUCACCUUCAGUUUUCUCCGCACUAUCACAUCUUCACCAUGGAAGCAGGAACUGCAGACUCUCGACUGUGCAUUUCGGAGGGCGAAGAACGCUUUUGCGCACCAGACCCUGAUGGAGAUGGCUCAGUCACCGGAGGAGAUGUGGCAAACGAGGAUGUUAGGCAGCUUUGCAUCUGGAAUACCGCUGCAAGGAAGAAUCAUCCAAACGGAGCUUCCUACUCCGGGCUCUUCUGGCAGUACAUCGUUGACUUCAACCAGAGGUGUCACUUCAAGGGCUCAGAUCCCUCUCAUCGCUUUGGCGAGCAGUGUUCACAGCGAGUUAUGGGUGAUCUCAGCAUCGACAAAGCUGCGGUGCAAGAAUGCACUCAAAGAUCUCGCGUGAAGCUGCUGCGAGAACAGCUUAAGAAUGUGGCUUGGUCCAGCUUGGCACUUCGUCUCAAUGGCUGGAGAUACAGCGGCCCACUUGAUCCACAGACUGUGAUGAAAGCAGUUUGUGGUGGAUACACGUCCCAGCCAAGCGAGUGCAACAGCUCGCCAGGCUUGCCAACUUUCUUGGUGACAGCAAGCGUUCCAUUUGCGGAGAUGCUAGCAGCCCUCUUUUUUCUGGUGUCAGUCCUGAUUGGCGCUUUCUUUUUCUACAAGAGGCAUCUCGCCAGCUCAGUACGCAGAGUGCUCCGUGAGGAGGUGAUGCUGGAGGUGCAGUCGCAAAUGGCUGACUACGUUGUCAUGGAGGACGGCCAUCGCCCAAAUCAGCGCGUGUUGAGCUUUUGA